AUGAAGUUCAACAUAGCGAAUCCGACAACUGGUUGCCAGAAGAAGCUUGAAAUCGACGACGACCAGAAGCUCCGGGUCUUCUGGGACAAGAGGAUCUCUCAGGAAGUCAAUGGAGAUGCUUUGGGCGAGGAAUUCAAGGGCUACGUGUUCAAGAUCAUGGGAGGCUGUGACAAGCAAGGUUUCCCUAUGAAGCAGGGUGUCCUUACUCCUGGCCGUGUGAGGCUCUUGCUCCACCGAGGCACUCCUUGCUUCCGUGGUUUCGGAAGGAGGAAUGGAGAACGUAGAAGGAAGUCCGUCCGUGGGUGUAUUGUGAGCCCUGACCUCUCGGUUCUGAACUUGGUGAUUGUGAAAAAGGGUGAGAAUGAUCUCCCUGGGCUGACCGACACUGAGAAGCCUAGGAUGAGAGGUCCAAAGAGGGCUUCCAAGAUCCGUAAACUCUUCAACCUUUCCAAGGAGGAUGAUGUUCGCAAGUAUGUCAACACCUACCGCCGGACUUUCACCACCAAGUCUGGUAAUAAAGAUUGUUCUUCACAGUUGAAUAUUAGGGUUAUUGGAUUAUUUCCUAAACUGCCUCCAAGAUUUUAA
This is a messenger RNA of Striga hermonthica, 585 nucleotides long. The record is from the annotation of a GenBank genome assembly. NCBI's taxonomy places the organism in Eukaryota, Viridiplantae, Streptophyta, Magnoliopsida, Lamiales, Orobanchaceae.